CCUACCACUCACUAUUUCUUCUUUUUUCUCCACCAAUUUCGCCUCGUCUCUCUCUCUCUUCUCUCUCCUUUUACUUUUCUUUUUCUUACUUAUUUCCCACUUCGCUCUCUCCCAUCUAUCAAUUCUCUCACCAAAUCAACAUGACAUUCUUUCUCUUCUUCUUCUUCAUUUUCAUCUUCAUCAUCACCCCUUCUUCCAUUUCUGCUCCUCAUCCCUUCAGCAUUUCUUACCACAUUGAUUGCGGUGGUCUAAUCAACUCCACCGACCCUUUUGGCACUACCUGGCUUUCCGACCGAUUCUACACCGGCGGCACCACUGCUAUCGUCUCCGAGCCCCUUAUUUUCCGACAUCCACAAGAAAAGAAUCUCAGAUUCUUCCCUCUAUCCUCCGGCAAGAAAAAUUGCUACAUUAUUCCCAAUUUGCCCACUGGCCGUUACUACUUCCGAACAUUCACUGUCUAUGACAAUUACGAUGGUAAAUCUCACCCUCCCUCAUUUGAUGCCUCCAUUGAAGGUACCCUUGUCUUCAGCUGGCGUUCUCCUUGGUCCGAGGACCUCGCUCGCCAUGGCGCCUACUCUGAUCUCUUCGCCUUCAUUGGCGACGGGGAGGCUGAUUUCUGCUUCUACAGCCUUUCCACCGAUUCGCCAGUCAUUGGGUCAUUUCAGCUCGUUCAGGUCAAUCCCAUGUCAUAUAACUCAACCGCCAUUGGAGAGAACUUCAUUCUUGUUAACUACGGGAGGCUUACUUGCGGGUCUGAGCAAUGGGGCCCUGGGUUUAGCAAUGAUACAGAUGUUUUCGGUCGCUCGUGGCAGUCUGAUUCCAGUUUUAUAAUCCCUAGUUUGAAACAAUCGGUUAGAGUUUUGUCGACGAAGAAUUCCGUAAGUGGGACUGAUCAGCAGCCGAAUUAUUUUCCGAUGAAAUUGUAUCAGAAGGCGGUGACAGUUGGGGGAACUGGGGUUCUUGAGUACGAAUUGCCGGUGGACGCCAAAUUGGAUUAUUUAGUUUGGUUGCAUUUUGCGGAGAUUGAUUCAAAUGUGAAGAAGGCAGGGCAGAGAGUGUUCGAUGUGGUUAUUAAUGGGAAUAAUGCGACUAGAAUAGACAUCUUCGCGAAAGUUGGAAGUUUUGCAGCUUAUUCUUGGUCUUGUACUAUGAAGAAUUUGAGUAGCUCGGCUUUGAUUGUGAAGCUUGUGGGGGUGGUUGGUUCGCCGCUACUCAGUGGGCUUGAGAAUUACGCAUUGGUUCCGAGAGAUCUUUCCACUGCGCCAGAGCAAGUAUCUGCUAUGAGAGCAUUGAAAGUGUCCCUUCGAGUGCCUGAUAGAAUGGGUUGGAAUGGCGAUCCUUGUGCUCCUACAAAUUGGGAUGCCUGGGAGGGAAUUACAUGUCGUCCCAACAAGAAUGGAACUGCCCUCGUUAUAUUUCAAAUUGAUCUGGGAAGCCAAGGCUUGAAAGGGUAUGUCAGCGACCAAAUUGUUUUUUUGACAGACUUGGUAAGCCUAAAUCUUAGUUCCAACUCAUUGGGGGGCACAAUACCGCCUGGGCUAGGUGAACAUUCUCUCACACGGCUGGAUUUGUCAAAGAAUCAGUUAACAGGAUCCAUACCAGAUAGUUUAGCAUCUCGAAAUUUGCAGCUUGUGCUAUUAAAUGACAACUUAUUGGAAGGACGGGUGCCUGAAGAACUUUAUUCUAUUGGUGUGCAUGGUGGAGCCAUUGACCUGUCUAGCAACAAGGGUUUAUGUGGUGUGCCUUCCUUGCCAACAUGCCCUCUAUUUUGGGAACAUGGGCGGUUGUCUAAAACUGGUAAAAUUGCAAUAGGUGUAUCAUCCACGUUCCUUUUCUGUGCACUGCUGGCAGUUAUCUACAUAUGCUGCAUCAGAAGACGUAGAAAUGAUUAUGAUUUCGGCUUGCCUAGUGAAUUAAUGUCUCUUGCUGCAAAAAGGAACAGGUACCAGAGGCAGAAAUCCUUAAUGCUGUUGGAAAUGGAGAGUCAACAUGCCAAGGGAUUGUCACCCUUCACCCCCCUCAACUGAAUUAUGCUCCAAAAAUGGGAAUAAUCCUUGAGAGAGUUUUGAAACUGCAACAAAUCUUUAGAAUGCUAACUUAAAUACGACCGUACAGGACGUCGAGCAUAAAAUAGGUCAUUGGCUUUUCUGCUGGAAUGAGACUGAACAGUCUGGCUUUCACGAGAGUCAUUCAAGUAACCAAGCAGUAUAUCACAGAGAGCAAUGACAUCUUGAUCCAUGGAACAGUGACAAUUUUUUUCUUUAUAACAUUUUGAUAUGAUCCAAUAGAGCAUUUGAUUGGUGUACAUUUGGAAUGCAUAGAUUAUUUCAAAUGUAAUGAGAUGUCUUUAUAAUAUGUAGUUCUGUUCUAAAAGUGUAAAUACAGAGUGAUUUGGCUGAAUAGUAGUCAGUUUUUAUCAUGAACUACUUGUACCAGUUAUUGAAUAGUAGUCUGUUCCACAUUUCAAUGUUCUUUUAGGUUGAUGAGUU
Molecule: messenger RNA, 2489 nt
Organism: Cucumis melo (muskmelon)
Lineage: Eukaryota; Viridiplantae; Streptophyta; Magnoliopsida; Cucurbitales; Cucurbitaceae
Product: receptor-like protein 4
Exons: 9
Coding region: 141-2027 (628 amino acids)
Molecular function (GO): protein binding
Source: RefSeq, a predicted model, not a curated record